AUGAAUGAUAUGAUGAAGGAGGAUAGCCAAAUAAAGUGCAAAAACAUCGUAUCCAUGUACACCAUUCGAAUGUACCUAAAUGGGGUCAUAAUUGGUUACGUUUUUAGACGUGAAAUUUAUAGAAAGUUUUAUGUAUAUAAAAAUGACAACUUGCUAUUUCAUUGUUUAAAAAAAGGGUUCAGUUCAGUAGCACGCAAUAAGGGUCCUCCGAACACAGCUCACUUAUCACCCAAGAGUUUAUCUCAUCAUAGAAAAAUCCGUCUGGCUAGUAAAUUAAACUACUACGGUAGUCGUAAGGGCAACAAAUAUGUCUGUAAUUUUUUCCCCUUCCGUAAUUUAUCCAAUUUGAAGAAAAACAUGGAGGUCUCAAACUUCCUCGCUUCGAGACUUGCAUUCUGGACAUGCUUCUGCACCCUAACGUGCUGGGAAUUGAACACCGUAUUUGAGAGUAGCGUGAUCUCCCCCAUAUUUUCUGGCCUCGUAGCUUCCGCAUUCAACAAGGUAAUUUUCAGGGAGUAUCAGAAGAUUCUCAUCCCUGGAUGGCUCGGCUGCAUCUUAAGCUACAUUAUUUUCAUUUAAGCGAUAAAGCAUCGAUAAGGCUAGCCAACCUCCUCUCGAAGAAGUGAACAAGUCCAGCAAGAGGUGCUCCUCAUGGAAAGGCAGCUCAAUUUUGCAUUCCCACGUAACACCGCGGAAUUGUAAUUUUUCACUUUUUUUUGUAACCAUAGUUUUAUAUGCAUUACUGUUUGAAGGGUGUAUGCCAUAAGUACACGCAGUGGGGAGAAGCUGAUUCGGGGUGGCCAACAUUUUGUAAGCUUCUUAUGAGGAAACACCCCGAAUGGGCUUAUGUAGACGGCCAUUUGCAACUCUCAAUUUUGCACAUACAUCCUGUGUACACUACCCCAGUGAACUCCUCCUCCCGCUUCUUUUUUUUUUUAGUAUAGCGGAGUGCUCAACUUUUACAUGUUUCAUUUGGCACAUAUGCAACGAAUACAUAGAUAGAAUAACCCUAAUUUGUUUUCCCUUAGCGUUUUCUGUACCGCUCAUUUUUUUUUUUUUCCUC
Molecule: messenger RNA, 1063 nt
Organism: Plasmodium vivax (malaria parasite P. vivax)
Lineage: Eukaryota; Apicomplexa; Aconoidasida; Haemosporida; Plasmodiidae
Exons: 4
Coding region: 1-579 (192 amino acids)
Source: RefSeq, a predicted model, not a curated record